GCGGCAAGGCGUGCCAUGACCACCAACCUGCUCCGAGUCCCCCCGCCCCAGGAGCUGCUCCAGCCCCUGGCUGUGCCGGAGAGACUGCUGCUCGGGCCGGGGCCCAGCAAUGUGCCCCCCCGCAUCCUGGCUGCAGGUGGCCGGCAGCUCCUGGGCCACAUGCACCCCGAGGUGCUGCAGGUGAUGGACGAGAUCAAGGUGGGCAUCCAGUACGCCUUCCAGACACAGAACCGGCUGACCCUGGCCAUCAGCGGUACCGGGCACUGCGCCAUGGAGGCUGCCCUCCUCAACCUCCUGGAGCACAGUGACACGGUGCUGGUGGCCGUCAAUGGCAUCUGGGGACAACGUGCUGUCGACAUCGCCAGGAGGUUGGGAGCUGAUGUUCAUGAGCUGCUGAAGCCCCCAGGCGAGUACUUCACUCCUCGGGACAUCGAGGAGGGCCUGGCACAGCACAAGCCCUCGGUGCUCUUCAUCACCCAUGGCGAGUCCUCCACAGGGGUGCUGCAGCCGCUGGAGGGGCUGGGCAAGCUGUGCCACAGGCAUGGCUGCUUGCUGCUCGUGGAUGCAGUGGCAUCACUCGGGGGAGCCCCCAUUUUCAUGGACCAUCAGGAGAUCGACGUCCUGUACUCGGGGUCUCAGAAAGUCCUCAACGCCCCCCCUGGCAGCGCCCCCAUCUCAUUCAGCGAGCGAGCCAGGGAGAAGAUGCUGAGGAGGAAGACAAAGCCUCUGUCCUUCUACCUGGACGUGGCCUGGCUAGCAAACUACUGGGGCUGUGAUGGGGAGCCACGAAGGUACCACCACACGGCGCCAAUCAACACCUUCUUCAGCCUGCGGGAGGGCUUGGCCAUGCUGUCAGAGAUGGGUCUGGAGAGGUCCUGGGAACGACACCAGGCCAACUGCACCCUGCUGUGCCAGGGGCUGCGCGACCUGGGGCUUGAGCUCUUUGUGAAGGAGGAGAAGGCAAGACUUCCCACCAUUACCACUGUCAGGGUGCCUGAGGGCUACAACUGGAAGGAGAUCACAGCCUUUCUGAUGGACAACCACGCCAUUGAGAUCGCCGGGGGCCUGGGCCCCUCAGCAGGCAAGGUCCUGCGAAUCGGCCUCAUGGGCUGCAACUCCACCAGCAGCAACGUGGACCGUGUGCUGCGUGCCCUGCGAGACGCCCUCAGUCGCUGUCACCGCAGCAGGCUGUGAGAACCCCAGCGA
Molecule: messenger RNA, 1206 nt
Organism: Athene cunicularia (burrowing owl)
Lineage: Eukaryota; Metazoa; Chordata; Aves; Strigiformes; Strigidae
Gene: AGXT
Product: alanine--glyoxylate and serine--pyruvate aminotransferase
Exons: 11
Coding region: 16-1194 (392 amino acids)
Cellular component (GO): peroxisome
Molecular function (GO): L-serine:pyruvate transaminase activity; L-alanine:glyoxylate transaminase activity
Source: RefSeq, a predicted model, not a curated record